CGACGAGAGUCAGCAGCCGGCCAGCCGUGACACCCGCGGCAAUUUGAAUUUAUAACUUUAUUAAUGUACCUUUGUCGAGGUCUUAAAAGUAAAAGUAUGAGGGGAGCUAUUUCUAUCAAUGUAUCAACAUCUCUCCAUUGAUCGCUAUCAAGUCUGAUGUGGAGUUGACUUCAAAGCAUUUAACAGCAACAUGGAAGAAAAUCAGUCACCAGAAAGAGCAACCUAUCGUCCACUCAACAGUUGGAAAAAAAAGUUAAAUCGAUCAGUGAGCUGGCGAGAGCGUCUAUCAAAGGGCAAGGAAGCUUUCAAAGGAGAUUUGGAGCAUUUACUACGUGACAAGUUCCAGGGUAACCAUGGAGUCAAAAUGGCUCGUAAACGAGAACGAAUUAUUUGUGAAAUUUUUACCACAGAGAGAAAGUAUCAGAACCAACUGGCAAUCAUUGUAGAGCAUUUCUUGGUUCCGUUGGGAGCACAUGGUCUAAUCCCAAGUGAAGAUCAUCGGACUAUUUUUGAGAAUGUAACGGCAGUCCAAGCAGUCAAUAGAGAGCUUCUUUGCCACAUGGAGGAGAAGGGCAUCCCAGAGGCUUUUAUUCAGCUGGCUCCAUUUAUGAAAGUGUAUUGCACUUAUGCAAACAAUUUUGAGAAGGCUUCACAAAAAUUGCAGGAGUGGGAGCGUAAGCGUGCAUCAUUUGUGCAGUUUCUGAGGGAACAGGAGUCAAAGCCAGAGUGUACAAGCCUUAGCCUACAUGCCUUACUGAUAACACCUAUACAAAGAAUACCAAGGUACAAGCUUUUGCUAGAGGAACUUCUGAACAACACCCCUGAAAAUCAUGAAGAAUAUAACAAACUAAAAGAAGCUACAGCAAGAAUGACUAAAGUGACUUACGGUAUUAAUGAGUAUAUCCGUGAACAUGAGAACUUCCAGAAGAUGCUGUUAAUUCAGAACAGUUUAACGGGGUCUGGUACUAAGAGAAUCCUAGCUCCUGGUAGAAGGUUCAUCAGGGAAGGCACACUAAUGAAGGUUAACAAGAAAGGUUCCGGUGCUCAUGAGAGAAUGUUCUUUCUAUUUAAUGACCUAUUGAUAUAUGCAAAGCCUAAUCUACUAGAGCCAUCAUUGUCAUCACAUAGCUACUCAUGUAGAGGCAUCUACCCAUUAGAACACUGUCAGGUCCAAUGUGUAUUGGGAGAACACAAGAUAUCUGGCACUGGGGCACUAUUCAAGGUAGUAUAUGGUGAGGAGAAUCUGCUGCUGUAUUCCACAAAUCACAACAUAGCUCUAUCAUGGAUGGAUGCAUUACAGGGUGCUAUACAGCAAAUCAAGCACAAGAAGCAAUCUAACAACACAGCUCAUACAUCAUGUACCAAGUCUCUACGAUCCCAUAAUGUGCCACUAGGCAAGCUAGUCAGGAACGUUGGACUUCGAUCUAGUCGUAGAAAAACCAAUAUAAGGAACUAUGCAGAACAAGAGGAUAGUAGUGGAGACAGAGACACAUUACAUCCCAUGAGAAUGCAGUUACGGAGUACUAGGAAACUACGUGGGACAGGCUCUAGUAAGCAAGUCAAGUCAAAAUCUCAUAGAUUACAACGAGGACCACUGGCAGUCACCAACAACAAACAGGAGCAGUAUGGGAUUGCUAGAAGUGAAGAUAUGAGUGUUUCAUCAUCGUGUGACGUGACAUCAAGUCAAGAGGAGUCAAUGCAUUGCAGUCAAUGUCAACCAUCACCUGAUCAGCUUCAAGAUGACACUGCACAGCAAGCAUUCUGUGUUAUUCUCUAGCAAGGACAGUUUGUCAACACAAGUAUUUUUCUAAUGAACUGAGAUAUAUAUAGUUGGUUUGCGGUAACACCAUGUAUCUACUUGGCAGGUAGAUUUUGUUCUUAGAGAACUGUCUUACUUAGUUCUACUACCGUGGGGUAGAUUGUUCGGGUGUUCGGGAGACUUCUCAGUUCUGAAAAGAACUGUACUUCUUUUUUGUUACUACCUGGGCGGAAGGUACGUGUAUAGAAAAUUGGUAGGACGACUACUUUAGCUUAUAGGAUCGUAAUUUACUGUACUACCCCGGAGUCAGUUCUUGAAGUGGUCUCAAUGUUUCGACUAGCUUGCUCGAGUCAUCGUCAGAAGACUGAGAUAUUUAAGCCUAGUAAAGGUAAA
Molecule: messenger RNA, 2152 nt
Organism: Asterias rubens (European starfish)
Lineage: Eukaryota; Metazoa; Echinodermata; Asteroidea; Forcipulatida; Asteriidae
Product: rho guanine nucleotide exchange factor 39-like
Exons: 12
Coding region: 191-1777 (528 amino acids)
Biological process (GO): intracellular signal transduction
Cellular component (GO): cytoplasm
Molecular function (GO): guanyl-nucleotide exchange factor activity
Source: RefSeq, a predicted model, not a curated record